AUGUCACGGCCUCAGUUUCAAGCGGAGCAUUGCAAGUUCAACGUUGACGCCACUCAUCUCGAAGAUGGGCUCCACAAAGGUGAUCCGGACCCAUUGAUAUGGACACCUGAUGAGGAACGCAUCGCAAUCCGCAAGCUGGAUUGGUGCUUGAUUUUAUUGCUCGGGUGUCUUUAUCUUGUAUCAUACAUUGACCGCGGAAAUAUCGGUAACGCAUACACUGCUGGCAUGGGCGAAGAGUGGGGGAUCACAUCCAGUCAAUAUUCCUGGAUUGUAACGAAUUACUACAUCGCCUACAUUCUCUUCCAUUGGUUGAUCUUGCUCUGGAAAUUCGUACCUCUCCGUCUAUGGACAGCUAUGAUGGCCUUUGGAUGGGGAAGCAUGAGCAUGAUUCAAGCCGGAGCCAGCAGCUUUCCGGGGUUGAUGGUUCUUCGUUUCCUGAUCGGCGCCUUUGAGGCUGGCUUCGUGCCGGCUGUAGCUUUGUAUAUGACCUUUUUCUACCACCGAUCAGAGAUGGGUCUUCGCUAUGGCCUCUUCAUCUCCUUCUCUCCUCUAGCAAAUUGCUUUGCUUCGGCUUUGGCAUACGGCAUCGUUCACGCCAAGAGUACCAUUGCCAAUUGGCAGCUACUCUUUAUCGUCGAAGGAAUUCCCACUCUCUUCCUUGCGAUUCUGGCUUACUUCUAUCUUCCUUCUUCACCGAGUAAAUGCAGAUUUCUAGACGUUCGUCAGAAUCAGAUCAUUGGCGCCCGGGCCAUCAGAGGCCGUGGCGAGGACCAGACCGGGAAACUCAACCCCAAGCAGGUGCUCGCAGCUUUCUACGACUAUAAGAACUACCUACAGGCCAUUAUCAUCUUCUGCCUCAACACAGCUUUCGGCUCACUUCCUGCCUACCUGCCAACCAUUCUGACAUCCAUGGGCUACUCUUCGCUCCGUGCCCAGGGACUCUCAGCCUGCCCCUACCUAUCAGCCUAUUUUGUCUGUGUCUUGACGAGCUUCUAUUCCGAUCGUGUCCGAAGUCGUGGGAUCUUCGUUAUCAUUUUCUCAACUAUUGGAGCGGUCGGCUACAUCCUUCUCGCCACGAUCACUGCGACCGGCAUUCGGUAUUUCGCGACAUUCCUGGUCUGUGCAGGCGUCUUCCCAGCUGUGGCCCUGACUUUCACCUGGGUCACUGACAACCAAGGAUCUUCGUCCAAGAGAGGUGCUGGCUUGACUAUCUUUGGAAUGUUUGGCCAGUGUGGCCCGAUCCUCGGAGCUAGAAUCUUCCCAAAGUCAGAGGGUCCGUACUACGAGAAGGGCAUGUGGAUUUGCUGCGGCGUUCUACUGUGCGCUACUUUCGUUUCGAUUAUUCUGAGCCUGAGCCUGCGGCUGCAGAACCAUCAGCGAGACCGCGAGCAUGGCAAGAGCGACCUUGAUCACAUCCCAGAGGAUGUGGCGGAUGUCGGAGAUGCCCAUCCCAUUUACCGCUAUAUUCUGUGA
Molecule: messenger RNA, 1473 nt
Organism: Diaporthe amygdali
Lineage: Eukaryota; Fungi; Ascomycota; Sordariomycetes; Diaporthales; Diaporthaceae
Exons: 3
Coding region: 1-1473 (490 amino acids)
Biological process (GO): transmembrane transport
Cellular component (GO): membrane
Molecular function (GO): transmembrane transporter activity
Source: RefSeq, a predicted model, not a curated record